AUGCUUGGCCCCUCGGGCCCGCCGGCCCGCGCCGCAAAGCCGACCCUGCCCCCCUCGCUCCCGCCGCUGCCACCGCCGGUCGUCACCCCGUCCCCCUCCUCCCCGCUGCCGCGCGCCUCCGACGCCGUUCUCACCGCAGGAUGCCAGCACCACACCCCGCCGCUCAAGCCGCUCGCCCGCCUCAUUGACUCGCGCUCCCAGUCCCCGCACCCGCCGCACCACGCCCCCGUCGGCCCCUUCAUCAUCGGCGUCACCGGCGGCUCCGCCUCGGGCAAGACCACCGUCUGCGAGAAGAUCAUCCACGGCCUGGGCGACCAGCGCUGCGUCCUCGUGUCUUUGGACUGGUUCUAUCACGGCCUCCCCGACGGCGUCUUGCCAGGCACCUACAACUUUGACCACCCCGACGCCUUUGACUUCGAGGCCCUGGGGAGCACGCUCGAGAGCAUGAAGACCCGCCAGCCUGUCACCGUCCCCAAGUACGAUUUCGCAAGGCAUUCCCGCGUCGAGGACAACGCCGCAGACCUCGACGCCGCAGACGUCAUCAUUGUCGAGGGCAUCCUCACCUUCUACGACCCGCUCAUCAGGAACCUCAUGCACAUGAAAAUCUUCGUGGAUGAAGACGCCGACAUUUGUCUCUCGCGCCGCAUCACGCGCGACGUCAAGUCGAGGGGGAGGAGCGUCGAGUCUAUUCUCGCCCAGUACACACGCUUUGUGAAGCCGGCCUUCGAGCGCUUCAUUCUGCCCACCAAGCGCUAUGCAGACAUCGUCGUCCCACGUGGCGGCGACAAUUUGGUCGCCAUUGACUUGAUCAUCAAGCACAUCGCCCUCAAGAUACGACAGGAGGAUUUGAGAAAGGUCUUUUCGAACCUCGUCGUCAUGUCGGAUUCUUACCAGUCGAGGGGAUUGCAUACUAUUAGCCUGGGUUUGUUGCCAUUCCAGAGAAGGACCGUCACCACGCCGAGCGGCAAGAAGUUUUGCGGCGUCGGCUUCGUGCAGGGGUUAGCCGGUGUCAGCUUGAUGCCCAACGGGGAGACGAUGGAGUCGAGCCUGCGGGACGUGUGCAACACGGUGCGCAUCGGCAAGAUGCUGAUGGCGGAAGGCGGGGAGAAAGGCGUAUCGUAUGAGUGUUUGCCAGAGGAAAUCGAGGACAAAUACAUACUGGUGCUGGACCCCGUGCUAGACUCUGGGGAGGCUUGCGAGAUGGCGCUGGCGCGACUGAUGGAGCUCGGAUGCCGCGAGGACCGCGUGUUGGUCCUGAGCCUCAUCGUGUCGCCGCAGGCCGUGACGAGGAUCUGCGCACGCUUUACUAAGGUUCAGCUGGUGGUUUCCGCUAUCGAUAAGGGUAUCGAUGCAGACGGAAGGGUGUAUCCAGGGGCGGGGGACUUCGGGACCAGGUAUUACGGAGCCGAUACGAUAUGGGGGGGAGCACGAUGA
Molecule: messenger RNA, 1434 nt
Organism: Chondrus crispus (carragheen)
Lineage: Eukaryota; Rhodophyta; Florideophyceae; Gigartinales; Gigartinaceae
Exons: 2
Coding region: 1-1434 (477 amino acids)
Cellular component (GO): cytoplasm
Molecular function (GO): ATP binding; kinase activity
Source: RefSeq, a predicted model, not a curated record